GUAUAGCAGCUUCCCCAUCUAUUUAUCUAGAGAUACAAGCUAUCGCUAGUAUUACGGCACGUCACCAGCUACUCAUUGACCGGACGACGCAUCUUUUCGACCUAGAAAUGAUCGCACACGCCGAUCGGCUGAAAGUCCUCACUCCCGAGCAGAACAGCAGCACAGUACGGACACCGAGAGCACGGCUAAUACAUGGCACCUAUAUCCGAGUAGCUGAGCCCCUAAGCUACGCAUUGGAUAGACGAGACACAGGUUUAUACAUCUCCAUGUUCGAGCCAAGCUUGGCCGCACAAGACGGUGUACCACGCUCUUGGGCGAAAGAAGAUAAGAGGGUCAGGCUUUAUAGUAUUGUCACAUAUUUUGAUACAGUUGUUGUGAGAGGCCAAUCUCAGUAUUCUGUUCAACAUCUGGCUGUAUCCUGAUAAUACUAUUUUAACCUUGGCACUGCCAGGGGCAACAGUCGCUUAAACCGCCUCACGAGUCACAUAUACCCUCGGUUGGCCAAACCUACAGGGUUACGAACAUGAUCUGCUCAGUUGACAAGGGAAUUAACCCAC
This is a messenger RNA of Paraphaeosphaeria sporulosa, 557 nucleotides long. RefSeq lists its product as uncharacterized. The coding region runs from base 108 to 422 and encodes 104 amino acids. The transcript has a single exon. Lineage: Eukaryota; Fungi; Ascomycota; Dothideomycetes; Pleosporales; Didymosphaeriaceae. The record is from RefSeq and is a predicted model, not a curated record.